AGGCCCCGUCAGCUGUACCUCCCCUUUCGUCUCCUCUUACAGGGAGCUCCUGUUUCAUUGUGACCCUGCAUUUAUUCAGGAACGCUGGCCCUGAAUGUUAGUCCCCUGAUGAGAGGAGGAAAGGCUGGAAUCAUUUUCAGAGGCUCCGUGUCCUUUUGCUCACUUUUAAGGCGUCUUUGUGGGCACAGAUAUCAGCAGCACAGUUUUCCAUGUUCCCGAUGAUCCGUUAGUAAAGCCAGAACCGAGGGAACCAGGAUUCGCCUGCUGUGCUCCGACAGAACCGUCCACAGGGUUAGACACCUCAGCCAGUUCUCAGAGAGGGAAAACCACCUCGUGCACGAUGCCCAGCAAAGUCCCGCUGCUGCUGCUGUCUUUGCUGUCCUGGUUCGGGACAUCCCACUGCUGCCUGCAGGACCCCGCUUCAGCCUACAGAUUCACCGGAGCUGUGUGCCGGCUCACCUACCCCGCUGCUGUCGUGUUGAAUGAGAAAACCACUAAAGUGAUCGAGGCUGCUUUUCAACACGCCCGAUACCCGAGCAUGAAGGGGGAGAAGUCCCUGCUCUUCAUUGGAAAGGUCAUGUACGGCCUGGACAAUUUGGAGAUUCACAACCUGUCGAUUGGUCAGAGCGCUUUUGAGCUGCAUCCAGGUGAAGGCAUCGCCAUGGAGAUAAGCAAUGUGUCUGCAGUGUUCAAGGGCACCAUCCAGUAUGGAUACGGCAGCUGGCUCGUUAACUUCGGACAUUCAGUUGACUUUGAGAUUGACUCUCAGAUUGAUCUUGGAAUCAACCCCAAACUUUACUGCGGUGAUGGAAAGGUAGCAGCAGACACAACAGACUGUUACUUGAACUUUCACAAGCUGCGUCUGCACCUGCAGGGAGACAAAGAGCCGAACUGGCUGAAGAAGCUCUUCACCGACUUCAUCACGCUUACUGUCAAGCUGGUCAUCAAGGGACAGAUCUGUAAGGAGAUCAACAAGGCGGCAAAUAUACUGGCUGACUUCAUACAGGACACGGCAGAGCAGUUCCUCACUGAUGGAGACAUCAGCGUGGACAUCGGUAUCACUGCUGCUCCUGUCAUCACAGCAAACUACAUCGAAUCAUACCACAAGGGACUGACCAAAUACAACAACAAGAUUGCUGUCAUCAAUGAAUCAGUUUUCCAUCCCAGUCAGCUGACCGAAGACAGGAUGAUCUACUUUUGGAUUUCAGACCAGUUCUUAAACCCGAUGCUCAAAGCAGCUCACCAAGAUGGCCGCUUUCAGCUCAAUGUCUCUGGAGAAGAGCUCACUACGCUCCUCAGGACAAACCUCUCUACUGCCAUGCCUGAGUUUAUUAGGAAGUGUCUGUUGGAUUCAGCUUCCCCAGAGUUAAGACUGUGGAGUUCAUCGGUUCCAUAUCUGAACAGUUCCAUCUUGGGAACGACAAUUUGGGUGCAGGCAUCUGGACAGCUCCACUGUGAGAGUCAAGGCACACCAGUACUCUUCUUUCAGACGAGCAUGGCCGUAGAUAUCACAACUUCCUAUGUUAACAAGAAAGUCCUCCUGCAAGGUCAUCCAACAGAGAUCUCAGUAUUCAGAGCUGAGCUGCCGUUACAGGAUCAGCAGCUAUAUGAUGAAGCACUCGAGUUCAUAAAGGAAGCUGUGGUGAAAAUUGGAACUCCCAAAGUCCUGUCUGUUCUGGGAGUUGAGCUAACCAGGCUUCUGGACAAACAGGGAUUAUACCAGUUUGAUCUCUUUAACCCUGAGGUGCUUCCCCGGGACGGCUUUGUGGUGAUUCAGAUGGAUUUUGGUUUCCCUCAUCACCUCCUGGUUGAGUUUCUCAAGAGGACACUGCAGUAACCUUUAAAUAUCCGACCUGAGAGUGUGUUUAACACUGAAAACUCAGCUAGGACUGAUGUGAGUCAGUUAGAACAUACUUCUGUCAAGUUGUCGGUGAACAUUUUGUUUGUUGUUGUUUGAAUAAAAUUAAAUACCAUGUAAAAACAGGCUUCUGCAGGUGAUGUACAGUCAGUUAAAGAUUGCUACAAUUAUUGUGAGACCAUAGUUGUGUCCCAAAAUGUAGACUGCAUCCUCCUGAGGCCGCAUUUGUAGUCCGAUUACAUCGCAGCGACGCGACGAAGGCUGCCCCAAUUCGUAGACUCCUCCAAAUCCGGCUGACAAAUGCUUUCUCCUUUUCCCCUGAUUUGAAGGACAGGUCGGGUGUGUCCUUCGUGGCCCACCA
This is a messenger RNA of Oreochromis niloticus (Nile tilapia), 2219 nucleotides long. RefSeq names its product cholesteryl ester transfer protein, plasma (gene cetp). Lineage: Eukaryota; Metazoa; Chordata; Actinopteri; Cichliformes; Cichlidae. Gene Ontology annotation, molecular function: cholesterol binding; phosphatidylcholine binding; triglyceride binding. The record is from RefSeq and is a predicted model, not a curated record. Gene Ontology annotation, cellular component: high-density lipoprotein particle. Bases 341 to 1837 code for a protein of 498 amino acids. Gene Ontology annotation, biological process: very-low-density lipoprotein particle remodeling; phospholipid homeostasis; triglyceride metabolic process. The transcript has 18 exons.